Molecule: messenger RNA, 2663 nt
Organism: Engraulis encrasicolus (European anchovy)
Lineage: Eukaryota; Metazoa; Chordata; Actinopteri; Clupeiformes; Engraulidae
Gene: epb41l4b
Product: erythrocyte membrane protein band 4.1 like 4B
Exons: 23
Coding region: 492-2663 (723 amino acids)
Cellular component (GO): cytoskeleton
Molecular function (GO): cytoskeletal protein binding
Source: RefSeq, a predicted model, not a curated record
CUGUCGCCAGAGCGCGCUGCUUCACCGAUACCGACAAGCACGCGACGAAGAAAAAAAGUUUCUUUGCUUGAAAAUCUGACGCAGGCGCGCAACAUGCCGUUCGGCCAGUUCCUCCAGUUGACUUUUACCUGCCAUAGGUUUCAGCCCACGACACGAGUGGAACGGGAAAUGCGAACAGAAACCACUGUUUGGGUGUAACUCACACGGUUGGAAUUAACGUCAAUCUAGCCUGAUUUCUGGCAGAUCUGUAAUCCGCUCUGUGAACGCCACAUAUGCGGACAAAUCCUCCCCGGGAUAGCCUAACCAGGGGCGAUCUAGUGAACCGCGAGGAUUGCGGAGGAGAAAUCAACUAUGGUGUCUGAGUGAGAGUGCGUGCGUCUCUUCGUUCAAUCAGCUGUGUGUGUGAGGGAGACAAGUCUCCUGGAGUCUCCCGGGUUUCCGGGGGACACUGGCUCGCGGACACUGGGACAGUACUCGGUCAAGGGGGGAAGAUGAUGGGGUUCUUGCGCAGGACGUUUAGUCGCCGUUCGCGGCGGCGACUCCGCACAACGACGGACGAGGUGGAUGGACGUGGGGGAAGUGGGUCGGGACAUAAACACUCGCAGCAGGUGAUCCACCCGCCCGUCGUCGUGAGCGGGGGAACCCUUGUCCACAUCCCUGCAGCUGGGGGUACGACCUCAACAAUAACCUGUCGCGUAAUGCUUCUGGACGGUUCAGAUGUGAACGUGGAGCUGUCGAAAAAGUCAAAAGGCCAAGACCUAUUCGACCAGAUCAUCUACCAUCUGGACCUGGUGGAGUCCGACUACUUUGGCCUGCAGUAUGUGGACGCAGACCAAGUCGUGCACUGGCUGGAUGUGACAAAGGCCAUAAAGAAGCAGAUCAGAAAUGGUCCUCCAUUUGUCCUGUAUUUUAGGGUAAAGUUUUACUCCUCAGAGCCCAACAACCUUCACGAGGAGUUCACCAGGUACCUUUUCGUACUGCAGUUGAGACAAGAUAUUCUGUCCGGCAAGUUAAAGUGCCCUUAUGAUGUGACCAUCGAGUUGGGCGCCUACUGCCUUCAGAGUGAGAUGGGUGACUGUGACCCACAGGAACACACUCCUCUGCUGGUGUCUGAGUUCCGUUUCUCCCCCAAACAGUCAGAGACCAUGGAGGCAGACAUCUACCACAAGUGGAUGGAGUGCAGGGGUCUGAGUCCCUCUCAAGCUGAAAUCAAUUUCCUCAAUAAAUGCAAAUGGCUGGAGAUGUAUGGGGUGGACAUGCACGUUGUAAAGGGUCGAGAUGGAGGAGAAUAUGCGCUUGGCCUCACUCCAACUGGGAUCCUGGUGUUUGAGAAGACUAGCAAAAUUGGCCUUUUCUUUUGGCCCAAAAUUACCCGUCUGGACUUCAAGAGGAGUCGAUUGACAUUAGUCGUAGUUGAAGACGAUGAAAAAGGUCGGGAGCAGGAGCACACCUUUGUGUUUGAGCUGUCCAGCUCGCGCUCCUGUAAGCAGCUGUGGAAGAGUGCGGUGGAGAGCCACGCCUUCUUUCGCCUCCGCCAGCCCGCCAAGACCCAGAACACCCGCAGCGACUUCACACGCCUGGGCUCCCGCUUCAGGUUCAGUGGUAAGACGGAAUACCAAACGACACAUGGGGGUCGUCUGAGGAGAACAAGUACAUUUGAGAGGCGACCAAGCAAGAGAUACCCCUCCAGGAGCCAAUCACUAAGCAAGGUGACCACUCCCAGUAAGCACCCUCAUAUAAGUGAACAGAGCAACUCUGAGGCCAGCCUUCACCAGCAUUAUAAGCACAACAUUCCUAUUGGCCAGGAGGCAUGGCACAGGACACGCCCACCAGCCUUGACCCCUCCCCCACUGUACGCUCAGCCCCCCGAGCUCCAGACCCCCCCACACAGCUUCCCAAUGAGCACUGCGGACGCCCAGCGCUUCAGCCUGGAGGAGAAUGAGGCCCCGUAUGCCGGAAAGAUCCGCCACUACUGCCUACACCACAUCUAUAGCAACCAGGAGGCACUCGGCCUCACGCUCACACAGCCCCAAGCCUGGGCCGUCCCCCUGCCUCAACAGCAGCCCCUGCCUCUGCCUCCGCAACCACAGCUUGAGCCCCUGAUGGUGGAGACCUCCUCUCCCUGGCCGACUCUUCACAUCAACAUCAACACGGCAGAGGAGAAGCCCUUCUCUGAGAAGAGUCUUCCCUCAUCACCCUCGCUGCUGGAGGAGCAGAUGAAGAGGAGUAACAUCUUGAGGAUUGCAAAGGCUGAGAAGGGACCCCCAUCUCCAACAGCAAAGCAGCCAGGCAGCAAACCUGUCUCUCCAGCUGUAAAGCCUGCCAGGUCUCAGGAAUCGCCUAAGGAAAAACCGAAGGAUCGCCGCAAAAGACUUGUCAGGCAGUUUAGCUUUAACCAUAGUGAUGAAGAUGAUCUCCCAGAGGCCCUGGCUGCCAUCUCCUCAGAGAGCAGCAUGACCAGAUCCAAAUCGGGAUCCUCCAGCUCACUGGACAAACAGAUACAACCACCCAUAUACCCACCGAUGGAGGAGAACGACUCUCCGCUGCUAAGCCAGACCUCCAUUCCACACCUACUGCCGGCACACACAGAGAGUAAUAGUACAGAGGAUCUGAAAAUGGACAGAGAAAAGCUGCUGCGGACCCUACUGAUGACAGAGCUCUGA